AUGGUUCAAAUCACUUCUUCCAUUGUCCUCGCCGCUCUCCUCGCUGCCCCUUCCUUCGCUGCCCCCGUCGCCGAAGACUGGGAUGAGCUUUCUGCGCGCGAUCCCCGCAUCGCUGCCGCUCUGGGCAAGAUCAAGAAAGUGUUCACCGCCGAUCGGGUCGCCGCCGCUGCUGGUGUCGCCGGUGCAGGUGGUGUCAUUGCAGGUGCCGUCAAAUCCAGGGACCUCGACUUUGACGACCUCGAAAUCCGCGACCCCGCCAUCGGUGCCACUCUAGGCAAGAUCAAGAAAGUUCUCUCCUCCAAACGAAUUGCCACUGUCGCAGGCGUUGCCAGUGCAGGAGGUGUCAUUGCAGGUGCCGCGAAGAAGUCCAGCUCGAGCUCCACCCCCAGCUCACAGCCGGCUGCACGAGACCUCGACUUUGACGACCUCGAAAUCCGCGAUCCCGCCAUCGCUGCUACUCUGGGCAAGAUUAAGAAAGUUCUCUCCUCCAAACGAAUUGCCACUGUCGCAGGCGUUGCCAGUGCAGGUGGUGUCAUUGCGGGUGCCGCGAAGAAGUCAAGCUCCAGCUCCAGCUCCAGCUCACAGCCGGCUGCACGAGACCUCGACUUUGACGACCUCGAAAUCCGCGAUCCCCGCAUCGCUGCCGCCCUGGGCAAGAUCAAGAAAGUGUUCACCGCCGAUCGGGUCGCCGCCGCUGCUGGUGUCGCCGGUGCAGGUGGUGUCAUUGCAGGUGCCGUCAAAUCCAGGGACCUCGACUUUGACGACCUCGAAAUCCGCGACCCCGCCAUCGGUGCCACUCUAGGCAAGAUCAAGAAAGUUCUCUCCUCCAAACGAAUUACCACUGCCGCAGGCGUCGCCAGUGCAGGUGGUGUCAUUGCAGGUACCGCGAAGAAGUACAGCUCCAGCUCCAGCUCCGCCCCCAGCUCGCAGCCAGCUGCGCGUGACCUCGAUUUCGACUUCGACCUUGAGGCCCGCGACCCCCGCGUUGCUGCCGCUCUGGCCAAGGUCAGGAAAGUGUUCACCGCCGACCGUGUGGCCGCUGCCGCUGGUGUCGCCGGUGCAGGUGGUGUUAUUGCGGGUGCCGUCAAGUCCAGGAGCGAGGAGCCCUCUGCACGCGACUUAGAGUUGUUGAUUGACCUCCUCUCCCGCGAUUUCCACUUCGACGAGCUCGAUUAA
Molecule: messenger RNA, 1176 nt
Organism: Cyclocybe aegerita
Lineage: Eukaryota; Fungi; Basidiomycota; Agaricomycetes; Agaricales; Hemipholiotaceae
Source: the annotation of a GenBank genome assembly